GUCGUCCAGUUUAAAAAAACCGGAGGAUUGGGACGAGAGCAGGCGGAGUGAACGUUAAAGCGUCAGGUUAGCGGUUUGCUAGUUUUUAGUCCAUUUAGACGUCUUAACAGUUUUAAUACAGCUUUUAACGUUUGUUUUAAUGAGAAUCUGCGGGUAAAGUGAUAGAAAUAUGCAGAAAUGUGCGGUUAUGGAGUUUAAAAACGAAACGAAACGAAAGUAAACCAAACACAUCACACUAGCUAACUAGCUAAUAAGCUAAUAUUUAGUAAACAGCAGGUAAAAAUGGCGGAUGAGGAUUUCUUGCUGGCUUUGCAGCUGCAGGAACAGUUUGAUAAGGAAGUGUCGGCUGUGUGGAGCGACGACAACACUGACAGCUGUCCUGUAAGUAAAAAGCGUAAAGUGGAGACGUGUGACUGGAGUUUGGGGUCGUGUUCACGUCCUGUCAGCCUGUCUAUAGUGGACGAGUCGUGGGAGAUGCUGGACCCCAAUCCAGAUGUUCGUGCCAUGUUCCUGCAGUUCAACGAGAUGUUCUUCUGGGGGAAACUCAGUGGGGUUGAAGUUAAAUGGAGUCCUAGAAUGACUCUAUGUGCCGGCGUGUGCUCGUACGAAGGCAGAGGAGGUCUGUGUUCCAUCCGUCUCAGCGAACCUCUUCUAAAACUAAGACCUCGGAAAGACCUGGUGCAGACGCUCCUGCACGAAAUGAUCCACGCCCUGCUGUUCGUGACGCAGAACAACCGAGACCGGGACGGACACGGGCCAGAGUUCUGCAAACACAUGAACCGAAUAAACCAAGCCAGUGGAACCAAAAUCUCAAUUUAUCACUCCUUCCAUGACGAAGUGGACGUGUACCGGCAACACUGGUGGCGCUGUAACGGGCCAUGUCAGAACCGCAAGCCGUUCUUCGGCUAUGUGAAGAGGGCGAUGAACCGAGCGCCAUCACCCAGAGACCCGUGGUGGGAGGACCAUCGGAGAACGUGCGGAGGAACGUACGCUAAGAUCAAGGAGCCGGAGAAUUACAGGAAGAAGGGGAGGAGCGAGGAGGAGAAGAAAGACAAGAAUGCCUUGAAGAAGCCUGGGGGCAAAAUCAAAGCAGCUGGAAGCACUGAAGGCUCACGUUCUCAGGACAUCAGGAACGUCAUCCCGUUCAGCGGUAGAGGUAUCGUUCUGGGUGGCAGCACACAGCCGUCAGCACCCGUACAGAGCCCGCCCAUCCAAAGUCCCACCCGCUCACCGAAACUUCUACAGGAACCGGUUCGAACUUCACCAACUGACCUCAGAUCACCCUACAGCAGCACCACCGCUCUUCCUAAAAAGUCCAUCAGCAACCACAAAGCCUUUGUCAACAUCAACGGUUCUCCUGUCAGAGUCACAAAAACCACUGGCAGCCUAAUGAGACCGAAACAGACCACGGUUCAGGAUCUUUUCAAGAAUGCAAUCCUGAAAUCACCAAAGAAAACGAAUCCGUCAGAACCAAAGCAAGUGUCUGAUACACCAGCAUUAGAUACUGCCUUCAAUCUGAACUCUGCUAAAACUGGCAUGGGUAAUAAGAGCUCCUCAAACAUCUCCGGUUCUGCUGGAUCACCAUUUUCUAAAUACUUUGGCAGUGCUAAGAGCAGCGGAGCCGGACUUCCAGGUCAGAUCAAACCAGGAAACGCUGUUCCGGGAUUCAAUUCAAGAAACUUCAGAAGCAGCAAAGGUUCUGCAUCUGCGAGCUCAGGUUCUGGUUCCACCUCUACUAGCGUUCCAAGUCCUGAUUCAAUACACUCUGAAAGCCUCAGACAUCCAGGCACGUGUUCGACACAGUUUGGGAGCCCCAAAGGACCCGGAAAUGAAAUCCGAGGUUCCAGUUCUACAACUUUUAUCAAAUCAGAAUCCGGUGUUUCAAAUUCCAGUUCAAGACCGUUUGGAAGCCAGAAAAUUACUGGAACUGGAUCAUCAGCUUCUCCCAGCAUUCCAAGCUCCAAUUCCAGACUCUCAGGAAGUCCAGAGAAAUCCGGAUCCUUCAUGUCCACCUCCGGAAGUCCUCACAGACCAGGAUCUGCUGCUGGAGGGAGGAAAAGAUGGCGAGAAGACCGGAUUUCUGCACACAUCUUUGAUUUCUUCCAGCGGACUUCCCCUUCUUCCUCCUCUUCCUUGGUCUCCAGGGAGCAUAGAGAGGAGAGAACUGGUGCUGAAGCGUUGUCUGCAGGGGCAUCAGGAGUGGGUAAUACCCUCCACAGCUCUGCUGCCCUCACUGUGACCUGCCCCGUGUGCCAGAGCAAAGUGCUAGAGUCCCAAAUUAACCAGCAUCUCGACUCCUGUCUGACGUGACCAUAAUACAAAAGCCUGUACAGUUAGUAUGUCUCUUUUGUGUGUGUGUGUGUGUGUGUGUGUGUGUGUGUGUGUGUGUGUGUGUGUGUGUGUGUGUGUGUGUGUGUGUGGUAAAACACUCAGGACUGCUGUGUGGAAUAACACAAAGACAUCCGUGUCAGAUUUUAUUCUAUCUCAUUGGGUUUUAUUUAAAAACUGACAUUCAGUUCAAGCUUCUCUGGAUCUGAAUUGGAGUAAUAUUUUAUUAAUAUUUUAAUAAUCACACAAGCAAAAAGGUUGCGUGUAAGCAGCGAGGCUUGAAAACGUCUUCGUUAAAGUCAUUCAUUAGUCAGAAAUGCAGUGAGGGUAUAACAAACGUAACAUAACGAAUCGUUUCCUACAGUCGAGUCGAUUCAGAGUCAACUCGUUUUCUCACUGCAGUGAAGUUCACCUUGAAGUGUGAGUUCCACCCAAAUGCUGACGGUGUGAAAUUACAAAUGAUCUAUCUUUUUUUUUUCGCCCCUGAGAGCAUCAUGUUCAUCACUGAGCAAGUGCCCUGAUUGGUCAGCCUCGCAGUGAUCGACAGCACCAAAGACAUCCGUUUUCAAACAUGGUGCUUCAGCGUUAUCGGAUUCCUCUCCAUCUGUCGUCAAUCAUCAAUAACUCUCCUGCGCUGUCAGGGCGUGCUUCAGCUCAACUCCACCCAGAAGCAUUAUCAUGUCUCCUUAAUAGACUGUUCAGUGAAUCAGAAAGGAAAAUGACUCCCAGGUGACACACGAAUCACUUUUUCCAGGUGUGACUUCAGCAUGGCAUGUCAGAGAAGAAUACAUGAUUCAUGACCAGUGAUUGUUUUCCAGCUGUUCUAGUGUUAUUAAAUCUUCUUGCACAACGCACAAGCUUUUGAUUAAGAGGUUAUGAAGGUGUUGCUGUUUCCAGUGUCAUGAUAAAAGGUCAGUUAUUACAGACACCUAGUUUUAUUGUCUGCGUUCAGCACUUCAGGUCCGGACAAGAUGCUGCUAAUCGUUACUCGUUUUUUUUUUAAAGAAACAAUUCCAAUAGCCGAUCUAGAACACAGUGCUAUCAUUUAUACUUCCCGUUUCUUUAGAUUUUUGUAUCAAGUCUGAAUAAAUAUUUCUUCUAACUCUAAA
This is a messenger RNA of Tachysurus fulvidraco (yellow catfish), 3437 nucleotides long. RefSeq names its product SprT-like N-terminal domain (gene sprtn). The record is from RefSeq and is a predicted model, not a curated record. NCBI's taxonomy places the organism in Eukaryota, Metazoa, Chordata, Actinopteri, Siluriformes, Bagridae. Gene Ontology annotation, biological process: DNA repair. Gene Ontology annotation, cellular component: nucleus. Bases 283 to 2310 code for a protein of 675 amino acids. The transcript is spliced from 5 exons. Gene Ontology annotation, molecular function: metalloendopeptidase activity; single-stranded DNA binding; polyubiquitin modification-dependent protein binding.